AUGAGUUUUGGACUUCUGGACUUUGCAACCAACUUCCCUAAGUUGGAGCAGUUUGAAGGCGUGGGCUUCCUUAGGUGGCAGAAGAAGAUGAAGUUCCUCCUUGCGGCUCUGAACGUGGCAUACGUACUAAGUACCCCAAUGCCGGAGGAACGAGAGGAUGAGACUCUUGAGGCUACUCGCCGGAGACUCAAAUGGGAGAAUGAUGACCUUGCUUGCCGCGGCCAUAUUCUGAACGGUAUGUCUGACACUCUCUUUGAUAUUUAUCAGUAUGAGGAAUUCUCAAAGGACCUCUGGGAUGUACUUGAAGCAAAGUACAUAUCUGAGGAUGCCUCCAGUAAGAAAUUCCUGGUAAGUGAAUUCAAUGAUUAUAAAAUGGUGGACAAUGGUUCGGUUAUGGAACAAUUCCAUGAGAUUGUCAGGAUACUUGGGCAAAUGAGGCAACAUGAUAUGCAUAUGGAUGAUUCCAUUGCCAUAGCCAGUAUCAUUUAUAAGUUGCUUCCUUCCUGGAAAAAGGUACAACGUUCCUUAAAGCAUAAAAAGGAAACUCUUACCAUGGAACAGUUGGGGGUCGACCUUCGGGUUGAGGAGGGAAUCAGACUGCAAGAAAGUAAGAAUGCAGGCAGUGCAAAAGUCACCGGGGCUUCAGGUUCUGUCAUCAACUAUGUUGAUGAAGGCAAAUCAAGUGGGAACCGUAAAGGAAAAGGGAAGCCGGGAAAGGCCACAAAUUCUUCAAAGUUUAAGAAGAAAGGAAAAGGAAAAGGAAAGGCAUCUGUAUCAUGCUAG
This is a messenger RNA of Ipomoea nil (Japanese morning glory), 783 nucleotides long. RefSeq lists its product as uncharacterized. The transcript has a single exon. The coding region runs from base 1 to 783 and encodes 260 amino acids. NCBI's taxonomy places the organism in Eukaryota, Viridiplantae, Streptophyta, Magnoliopsida, Solanales, Convolvulaceae. The record is from RefSeq and is a predicted model, not a curated record.